Gasterosteus aculeatus aculeatus (three-spined stickleback) is the source of this 17445-nucleotide messenger RNA. RefSeq names its product lysine (K)-specific methyltransferase 2Cb (gene kmt2cb). Gene Ontology annotation, cellular component: nucleus; MLL3/4 complex. NCBI's taxonomy places the organism in Eukaryota, Metazoa, Chordata, Actinopteri, Perciformes, Gasterosteidae. Gene Ontology annotation, molecular function: protein binding; histone H3K4 methyltransferase activity; transcription coactivator activity. The record is from RefSeq and is a predicted model, not a curated record. Gene Ontology annotation, biological process: positive regulation of transcription by RNA polymerase II.
ACUUAUCAUUAGAUAUGGCCACCGUUAUAGAGUACAUCGAAGCGUAAUCUUUAACUUAAUUUAGUGAGAUUAAACAGUAAUUUUGCAGCUCGGCCACCGUGGAAGGCGACAUGUUAUUGUCGGCAAGCUAAUGUUAGUUUUUACAUGUCUUUGGAGGCGGUUACUGCGUGGCAGGCCGGCUGCGAGAGUCUCCUAACUGGCCGCUUGGUCCCGCAGUUUGUCGAUGCUGAAGAAAAUAGAACCAGUUGCCAACCAAGCGGUCGGCACCCGACGGUCGCUCUGCGCGUCGCUGUGUGCUCGCCGAGGAUUCUGAUCUAGACUUUAAUUUGCAGGCUGUUGACUUUUGCAGCCGCUUGGAUUUUGGCGCUGAGUUGUUUAUACGUUUUAUGGUAAAAAAAAAAAAUAUAUUUGUUGGAGGUAGACUCGGGUGGCUAACAGCAACUAACGUUAGCUCUAUAACCCGAACUCGUGCGACGACAGCUGUCAUUGGAGAAAGGAAAGUGAUCCCCGCAAAUGCGUGUGCAACUGAAGCGGUUUUCUGUUGGAUUUACAUCAUCUGCCUUCCCAUCAAAUGGGCAAAGUUGGGAAUAACAUUACAACGUUGGAAUAUAAUGAUAUGCGUGAUGCAUUUUUGAGAACUGCGGUGUUGCUUCAUUGGAGAGGCUAGCUAACUCCAUUAGCUUGCUAGCUAGUUGGCUGAUAAAAGUGCGACGUUUCAUCCCCAGUAUUUUGGAUAUGAAGAGGAUAAUUCGCUAUUCAUAGGGCUGGAAGAAUGUCAUCGGAGGAUAAGACUGUGGAACCCUCUGACCAGGGACCUUCACCGCCCCCCAUCAGUGUAGGGGCCACGUCCACAGGAAGUCCUGCCCAUGCAGACAAGCGACCCCGUGGCAGGCCACGCAAGGAUGCUGCCGCCACCCCCUCCUCCGCCACCACCCCCUCCACCACCCCCCUACCCCAGGCACCACCCUCGGCCACGUCUAAGAACAGAAAGAAGGGUCGCACCCGAGGGAAAGCUGCUGUGGAUGAGGAGGACAGCAUGGAUGGGACUGAGAUAACAGAGCCAGCAAGCCCUCAGGACACAGAAACACCGAUCCAGCCAGUGGACCCUGCGGAAGUGGUGGCCACUGAGUUGCCAGAGGAGGACAGGCCCUCUUCCCCUCUGGCCCAGAGCCCUCCAGCCGAGAGUUCAGCAGGACCAUCUGUCCCAGCCAGCAGAGAAGUCCAAAGCAGGGAACGUCUCUGUGCCUUCUGUUACUGCGGUGGCCGCAGCCUGCUGGGUCAGGGUGAGCUGCAAGUAUUCAGCACCACGCCUCAGUUUGAAGCCCUCUUCAGCCACAAGGGCACAGGAGGCUCAGCGAGCGCUAGCAGCGAUGGUGAUAAAACCACUCAGCCAAAAACGGCCGGAGAGACCACCUCAGGACAGAGGGAAAAGACAAAUGGGUCUGAACGCUGCGAGGAAGAACUAGACCCAGCCAGUCGAUCUUGGGACGAACUUUCCCAUGUCGGCCUCCCGCAAGAUCUUAACGUCCAGUCUCUCUUCGAGUCAGGGCAAUGCUGGGCACAUCAGAGCUGUGCCUUGUGGUCCGAAGGUGUUUGUGAGGGCGAGGGACAAUCUCUGCUUAAUGUGGACAGAGCCAUUGACUCAGGGAGCACAAAGCACUGUGCAUACUGUAAGCGCCUUGGAGCAUCCGUUAAGUGCUGUGCUGAAGGAUGUGCUCAACUCUACCAUUUCCCCUGUGCGGGGGCAGCCGGGACCUUUCAGGAUAUCAGGAGUCUCUCGCUCCUAUGCCCAGAACACGUUGAACUGGCCCUUCACAAAUUUGUCGAUGAUGUAAAUUGCGCGCUAUGUGAUAGCCCAGGGGAGCUACUGGACCAGCUCUUCUGCACCAGUUGUGGUCAGCAUUACCAUGGGAUGUGCCUGGACAUGGCCGUGACCCCUCUGAGGAAGGCAGGCUGGCAGUGCCCCGAGUGCAAAAUCUGCCAGACGUGCAAGAACCCAGGAGAGGACACUAAAAUGCUGGUGUGUGACAUGUGUGAUAAAGGCUACCACACCUUCUGUCUGCAACCGGCCAUAGACUCUCUUCCCACCAACGGAUGGCGAUGUAAGAGCUGCAGAGUAUGCAUCCAAUGUGGGACACGGACCAGCGGGCAAUGGCACCACACCAGCCUGCUGUGUGAGAACUGCGUCCAAAACCAGGACCCCGCUCUGUGCUGUUCUAUGUGUGCCUGCAUCCUGGACCCUGAGCAUCAUAAAGACUUACUCUUCUGCCAGACUUGUAAGAGAUGGCUACACCUGGAGUGCGAGCGUCAGAACUCAGGCCAAGCAGAGAUCCACCCCGGAGAGGACUAUGUUUGUUCCAACUGCAGGCCUCCUGCUGCAGAGCAGGCGCUACAGGCAGAGGAUAUGGACACCGGCCCGGAGCUCAGCCCUCAGCCAGCCCCAAUGCACAUAGACUCUGAGACUGGUCUGCAGCCCGCUCCAAAGCACACGGACAUAGAACCUGGCACUCAGGGGUCUCCUGAAAUGCACAAUGACCCCAAACCGGAAUUACUCGCUGUUCCAUUGCACUCGGAUCCAGAGCCUGUUCAGGCUACCGUCCAGGAGGAGAAUCUGGCCACGUCAGCCCAAAAGCCUGAAGUGUCAGUGGGAGCGGACGUUGAGAAGCAGGUCACCCAAGCUCCUCUCCACCAAAUCAGACCAGAAACGGAACCAGCGUUACGAGUCCAGCUUACAACUACCGAGAGUCCUGCGUCUCCAGCGACUCCCAGCCACGAGUCUGAGUCUUUUCCUGCCCAGCUCUCCGUAGAAGCACUACAGACACAGGAUGCCGCGUUACAAAUCAAACCAGCAAAGACCGAGGCCCGCCCCGAGCAGGGCGCGGCCGACCCCAGCACAAAGGAUUUUAAGGCCAUCAUCUCAACCACCAAAGAACCAAGUACUGCAUCAGUACCUUUCACGGACCAACCAAUGGAAGUCUCGCAUCCCGAGCCUUCGAGCAUGGACGGGGUCAGGGCUUCACUCCUGGAGACUGCUCCAGAAGAACUCAACAAGGAGAGGACGCAGGGUGUUUUUCACAGGAACCCGGCGGAGACUGUUACGCCCUCGGCCUCCGGUCCAUCAGUGGAGAUGUACGUUACAACGGAGAGCAAGUCCAACGUGUCGUUUCCCUGCCUGCCCGCCGAGGAGAAACCACUCAAGACAUCCGCGGAAAGGUUGGCGGAAAUGGUUUCCUCUCCGUGCCACUCGUCCCCUCUGGGCCGAGGGACGUCUCCCAGAGAGCUGAGCCAGAGCCUCCCGUUGCUGGGUGACCACAGCGGUGUAAUACCCACCACCACCCUCAUACCACUCACCCCUAAGAUUGGAAUGGGAAAGCCAGCCAUCACCAAGAGGAAGUUCUCUCCCGGGAGGCCUCGGGUGAAGCAGGGUGCAUGGAGCCCCCAUAGCAGUGUGAGCUCCCCCUUGUCCUGGUCGCCAGACCAGCAAGAGGGGUGGGACGUCUCAAAGACCAGGCAGUCCUCUGGCAGCCCCGGCUGGAGCAUCAGAGUGGGUCGCGGCUCAGGCUUCCCCGGGAGGAGGAGGCCCAGAGGGGCCGGUCUGUCAGGUAGAGCUGGACGUGGCAGAGCCAGAGGCAAGAAUGGAGUGAGUCCCGGCAUGAACCCUGGGGUCACCACGAUAGAAACGCCAUACCUGGUCAAGGACGAGGAGGAGAAUGCCAUGCACAACACAGUCGUCAUAUUCUCCAGCAACGACAAUUUCACGCUAAAACAGGACAUGUGUGUCGUCUGUGGAAGUUUUGGGCUUGGUGCAGAGGGCCGUCUUUUGGCCUGCGCUCAAUGUGGGCAGUGUUACCAUCCAUUCUGUGUCGGCAUAAAGAUCACCAAGGUGGUGCUGAGUAAAGGUUGGCGUUGUCUCGAGUGUACAGUGUGCGAGGCCUGUGGUCAGGCCACAGAUCCUGGCCGCUUGCUACUGUGUGAUGACUGUGACAUCAGCUAUCACACCUACUGCCUGGACCCUCCAUUGCAAAACGUUCCCAAGGACAGCUGGAAGUGCAAGUGGUGUGUGUCCUGUACCCAGUGUGGUGCCACUACCCCAGGCCUAAGGUGUGAGUGGCAGAAUAAUUACACCCAAUGUGCCCCCUGUGCCAGCCUUGCAACAUGCCCCAUCUGCCUGCUGGACUACAGCGAAGGCACCGUGAUUGUGCAGUGCCGCCAAUGUGACAGAUGGUUCCAUGCGUCUUGUCAGGCCCUCCAUUCAGACGAAGACGUAGAAAAAGCAGCAGACAAUAACUUUGACUGCACAAUGUGUCGAGCUUUCAAAAGCACUAAAGUUGUGACCAAGGCCAGAGACGUCAUUGAACCUGUAGUCAUGACGCAGAUUGUCACAAAGGCUAAAGAAAUGGAUCUGUCGAGGACCUACACACAGGAUGGCGUUUGUUUGACAGAGUCGGGGCUUUGUCAGCUCCAGAGUUUGUCCGCUACGGCGUCGCGGCGCAGGAAACCCAAGCCGAAGCUGAAGCUGAAGAUCAUUAACCAGAACAGUGUGGCAGUUCUCCAGGCUCCUGUAGACCCGCUCUCGGAGCACUCUCGUGAUGAAGACAUAGAGGACAACAGAGAGGCGGAGCUCCUCGAUUGCGAAGCAAAGUCUGACUCCAGCCUCGAGCGAGAGCCAGCAGAAGAAGACUCCAAGGGGCCCGACGGCGGCAAGAAGAGGAAGAGGAAACCGUACAGGCCGGGCAUUGGCGGGUUUAUGGUCCGCCAGAGGAGCCGUCCGGGUCAGGGUCCAGGCAAAGCCAAACGAGCCCUCUGCAGGAAGGAUUCCACUGGCUCCAUGUCAGAGAAUCCCUUUGGGAAAGAUGAGGGAUGGACGGAGACUCUGCCAAAUACUCCUGUGGAUGAGACGCCCCCCGGACCAGAGGUGCCAGAAAAGAUAAAGAAACGCUACCGCAAGAAGAAAACAAAACUGGAGGAAGCUUUUCCCACCUAUCUGCAGGAAGCGUUCUUUGGGAAAGACCUACUGGACAAAAGCAAGCAGAGGAGGCAGCAGGGGCCUGAAUCAGGCUUAAUGGACGACGGGCAAAGCCAGGGGAAGAGGAAGCACCCCACCACCAGCUUCCUGGAUCCUUCUUCGGACCCUCUGCUCAGCGCUUCGGCCACCUCCCUCCCCGCCAGACCAGCAGCAGCACAGACGGCUGAGGAACCAUUAGUUGAUCUAUCUGAUGUUCUGAACACUGAUGCAGACAUCUUGGGAAUGCUCGGAAAGCCAAGCAGUGACUCUGGUCUUGAUUUUUGCCCCUUCCAGGUUGACAGCUCACCUCCUCCUUUUGCUGGUUUGGAUAUCGGGGCCCUGGCAGACGGUUCCCCAGUGGCGCUCCAGUCUCAGGCUGGCCGGAGGACCCCUCGAACCCUCCCAGAGGAACCCUUGGACGGUAUUCUCAGCCCAGAGCUGGACAAGAUGGUCACUGAUGAAUCAAUUCUCAGCAAACUUUACAAAAUUCCAGAGCUGGAGGGAAAAGAUGUGGAGGAUCUCUUCACGGCAGUCCUCAGCCCCAGCACGAGCCGACCACCUCUACCACAGGUGCCUCACCCCCAGGGUCCGGGUUCCCUCCCUGCCACGCCUGGCACUAGCAUUUCUCAUCCCAACGCAGGGAAUUCCAUGUUUCCAAGGAUGCCAAUGAUCAAUGGCAUGAUGGGUCCAAACCAACGCUUCCCUUCAAAUCCAGGAGCAGGGCCCUGCAUCCCAGAAGAUUUCGCCCCCCUCAACCGUAUGCCUUUCACUGACAAUCCAAGGGAUAGAAAGUUUAAUCAGAUGCCUCGAGAGGCCGUCGGUCCGUGGCUCUCCCCUUCCCAUGGCGCCGGCCCCACAACCCCUGGACCUCUGCCUGAGGGGGAGACUGAAGCCAUGUCAAAUGCCCAAAGGAGUACACUCAAGUGGGAGAAAGAGGAGACACUUGGGGAACUGGCCACCGUUGCGCCAGUCCUAUAUACAAAUGUCAAUUUUCCCAACCUCAAAGAAGAAUACCCAGAUUGGUCUACGAGAGUAAAGCAAAUUGCAAAACUCUGGAGGAAAGCUAGUUCCCAAGACAGGGCCCCAUAUGUGCAAAAGGCAAGAGAUAACCGAGCAGCCCUGCGCAUCAACAAAGUCCAGAUGUCGAAUGAGACGGUGAAGAGGCACCAUCCGCAGCAACAGCCCCCUGAGGUGUUUGAUCCCAACAUACCACUAGACACAGAACUGCUGUUUAAAGACCCUUUGAAACCAAAAGAGUCAGAGCAUGAACAAGAGUGGAAGUUUAGACAGCAAAUGAGGCAGAAAAGCAAACAGCAAGCCAAAAUUGAAGCCACUCAGAAAUUGGAGCAAGUUAAGAAUGAGCAACUGCAGCAACAACAGCAGCAGCAGAGCAACAGCCAGUCAGAGGAAGAUGGCAACAACAGUGGAAACCAGAGCCCGGCCUCCCAGCCCAGCAAUGGCAGCAUGUCCCCCAUUCAGCAGCUCAAUUCUAAAGACGGCUUUGCCAGGCCGCAGCUACCAGGGACGCCAACUUCAGGUCCCCCAGAGGAUGUGUUCCUACGACCACCUCCUCCCCCUCCAUCCGGCUCUUCGUCCCAGCCUCAGUCCCCACAGGUGUUCUCACCGGGUUCCUCUGGUUCCAGACCCUCUUCUCCAUGGGACCCAUAUGCCAAGAUGGUUGGGACCCCGAGACCUCCAAAUACAUGUCGCAGAAUGGCUGUGGAAUCUGGUAAAUCCCCCACGUCCUUGAUGGAGCAGCAGGACAGAGGGAGACCCUCCCCUGUUAAUGAAUCUUUUGGCUCUCCAACAUCAAUGAGCAGUGACCCUUAUGCCAAACCACCGGACACGCCAAGGCCAACUGGGGAAAUGGACCCCUUCCUGAAGCCCAUGGGUCCCCCAAGGGCCAGUCAGGCUGCUCAGGGAAGGCCCCCCAUGGGCUCUCCGGGCAGAGACCCAUACUCAAGGCCCAUGAUAAGGAAUGAGGCCUACCAGCGCAUGGCCCAGAACCGGAUGAUCUUGUCUGACCCUUACUCAAGGCCUUUACUAACACCAAUCCCUGGAAGUAAUGAAUCUGGCUCAGUCCCUCUGUUCAAAACCCCUAUGCCCCCUCCUCAGGCUCAGGAUACCUUCAACCGACCCGGCCCAUAUCCUACCGACAGGUUCUCCCAGAAUCAGCUCAAUGACCCCUAUGCUCAGCCUCCGCAUACCCCGAGACCAUGCGGAAAUGACAACUUCACCAGUCCUCCUCGAAUGGGACAACAUCACCCUCAGGUGCACCCGUUUUCUCAGCCAGGACCAAUGACUCAAAUGUCUAGAAACCCCUACGCCCAUGCACCUUCUACUCCGAGGCCCGACCACUUCACCUAUGACCCUUUCGCCCAGCCCCCUGGAUCCAACAAACCGGCCACUGACCCUUUCUCUCAGUCUACAGGUAACCAACGAUCCAUGAAUGAAGCCAGUGCUCAACCUCGCCCAUUUUUUGAGCCCUAUGCCCGACCCCCCGGCACCCCGCGUCCACACGACAACUACGGUCAGCCUUCAAACGCCUCUAACCCGUCUUCAGACCCCUACUCACAAGCUCCUUCUACUCCUCGACCAAGUGGGAUGAACCAGUUCACACAUCAGCCGCACCAUGGACAGAGGAUGUCCCCUUCCCACUCAGUGGACCCUUACGCUCAGCCACCAGGUACUCCACGGCCCUCUGUUGGAGACAGGUUUUCUAAGUCCCCGGGCAGCCAGAGGGGGACAAUAGAGCCAUUUACCAGUACGCCCGGGACAUCUAGGCCAGGGAGCAGUGACAUGUUUCCCCAGCCUGGGGCUUCCAGACCGAUGCUCAGUGACCCCUACGCCCAGCCCCCAGGGACCCCACGGCCUGGUCCUGAUGUGCUCGGCAGACAAGGACCAAGGCUAGGACUGAUGGGAAGCCAGGAUCUUUUCUCCCCACCUCAAGGCCGACUUCACGAGACCUUUCCUCAUCCAGGCUCACAAACACCGAAACACCCCAGUGUUUCAGAAGAUGGAUUCACACAGUCACCCUCCAGGAGACCCAUUCAAACACCCGGCCAUGACCCAUAUGAGCAAGCCCCCAUGACCCCUCGGCCACAGUCGAUGGAGAAAAUGGAAAUGAAAGAUCAGUCAUUUCUAGGUAACAAUGGAACUGUUCUUCAUGACCCGGGCCAUCUGUCUAACAACCCGCAAAUGCAUGGUACUUCCUCUGAAGGCGUUGCUCUCGCUGAGAGUGAGGAGAGACUUAGACAGCGACAAAGAAUUAGAGAGCUAAUCCUCAAGCAGCAGCAACAGAGGAGUGCUAUUCGACAGGAGAGGGGCCCUCAGGAACCCGCUGGCAUCAUAACCCCAGGAGCAGCACGGCCCUGGCCCCAGGAGGGCCCUGGGCAUCAGGGGGAAAUGUUCAACCGGCCUCCCCCACCUUAUCCUGGACAAGGACCCAUGAGAGGGCCAAUGCGGUUUCCUGGACCUUUUCUAGGCAAUCAGCGUGGCCCUUUCCCUAAUGACGGACAACUCCCCAGGGGCCCACAUCCUGGAGAUCCUAGUUUGAGACAUCCAGGACCAAGGUUUGCGUUUCCACCUGGGGCUCUUGGACCUCAUGGGGCCCAAGAGUUCUUCCCUCGAGGGCAACACCCAAUGCAGGACGUCCCUCCUCAAAUGCGACGGUCCAUGUCUGCCGAAAUGGCAAAGAACAUGGGGGGUAACCCAAUGGGGCUUCCCCAGCACUUCCCGCCGCGUGGCAUGCCAGUGCAGCAGCACAACAUAAUGGGUCAGCCUUUCAUCGAGCUGCGACACAGAGCCAUAGAAAACAGGUCUCGUAUGCCGUUUCCGCCUGGUGCUAUGCAAGGAAGCCACAUGGAUCUCAAUCUGCAGGGUCAGCGGCUACCGGGAUUCCAAGGAACACCCGACUCCAGGUUCCCUUUUAAUCAGGGGGCCAGGAUGAUGGACCCCAUGGCCAGCAACAGUGGGCAUGUACAGCUGUCUGCCAGCAUGGACAAUCUUCAUCAGCACGCCCAAAUGUCAGGAAACCACGCACUCAGACAAUCCCAUUUGAUGAGAUCCAUGAGCCAGCCUGCUUCAAAUGAGACCCAGAACAUGGCAGCCUCUAUGAUCCUGACGGCGCACCCUGCUGGGCAGACUGAGGGAGGCUCCGUGUCCGGUAGUGAAGGUGUGGAGGAGAAACUGGAUGCAGAAGAAUCAGCUGUCAAAGAUCUUGAGGACGUGGAGGUGAAAGACUUGGUGGAUGCUGACUUGGAAAAUCUCAAUUUGGACCCUGAAGAUGGCAAAGACUUGGAUCUGGAGACGAAUGACCUACACCUUGAUGACUUCCUAAAAUCUGGGAAAUUUGACAUCAUUGCCUAUACGGACCCUGACCUAGAUGACAUCAAGAAAGACAUGUUUAAUCACGAACUGGAUCUCAGUGAUCCUAUGGAUGACAGUGCAGACACCACAGACAUCAACAAAAACACCUGCACAGGAAGUGGGGCGUCGUCCAGUUCGGCAUCACUUUCUGCAAUGUCGGAGUCCUCCGGGGUUCAGUCGGUAGCUGAAGUUAAGCUAGAAGCCCCCGGGAGUCAGGACUCUGCUUCUUUGGCACUUGGACAAGAAAUUAAAAUGGAAGUCAAAGACUGUAAGCAACUCUCUGAUGUUGUAGACCAGCAAACCUCAAACCAGCAGGGAGGGCUCUCUGACUCCACCCCGGUGCUGUCUGGUUUACUCAUAAAGCAGCAGCCUGAGGAACAGUCAUUAAAUCCAAUCAUUGAGUCUGUCAGUCAAGGAGUUAACCUCAUGCCCCAGCCGAACCAAGCCACCGACACGGGACUUACCGACACUGCAGGAGAAACCUCUAUGAGCGACUUUGGGGAAGAUGGAUUGGACCAGAGUGUUCUGGACCAGAGCGGCCUGAUGCUGGCCCAGCAGGUGGCCUUGAGCCAGGCGUUGGGUCAGCACGGCCAACUGCACCGUCCUCUCCUGCUAGAGGAGCAGCCACUCCUAUUGCAGGACCUUCUCGACCAGGAGAGGCAGGAGCAACAGCAGCAGAGGCAGAUGCAGGCCAUGAUACGCCAGCGCUCCAGCGACUCCUUCUUCCCCAACAUCGAUUUUGAUGCCAUCACUGAUCCCAUCAUGAAAGCUAAAAUGGUUGCUCUGAAAGGCAUCAACAAAGUCAUGGUUCAGAACAACAUGGGGAUGGCCCCAAUGGUCAUGAACAGAUUUCCUCCUGGUCCUCCACCACCUUGUCCCGAAAGCACACCGCUUCCUCCACAAGUUGUUGGACAGGAUGGAAAACUGACACAAGUAGCAAGACCGACUCCUCCAAACUUUGGACCAGGAUUUGUCAACAAUGCUCAGAGGGCUCAAUACGAGGAGUGGCUCCAGGAGACUCAGCAACUACUUCAGAUGCAGCAGAAGUUUCUGGAAGAGAAGAUUGGGGCCCACAGGAAGUCUAAGAAAGCCCUGUCUGCCAAGCAGAGAACGGCUAAGAAGGCAGGGAGAGAGUUCCCUGAGGAGGACGCUGAGCAGCUCAAACAUGUCACGGAGCAGCAGGGUGUAGUGCAGAAACAACUGGAGCAGAUCCGCAAGCAGCAGAAGGAGCACGCUGAACUCAUAGAGGAGUAUCGAGUCAAACAGCAGCAGAACAAUAUGACACCCGUACUGCCUGGGAUGCACCCAAUGCCCGGCCCCGCUGGAAUGGUCCCGAGUGGACCGCCGAAUGUCCAACCUCCUCUCAACCCUAUAAUGCAGAUGCCACUUCAUCCUGGCCCGCCAAAUCCACCUCCCUGUAAUCCCAACCCACCACCCGGCUGGCACCCUGGUGCUCCCAUGCCCAUGGCGGGCCCGGGAAUGCCCCCCAUAAUGCACCCCCAAGUACCUGUGGGAAAUCCAGGUCAACCUCAUCAGAUGCCAAUAGGUAAUAUACCUCAACACUCGCAAAUGCCUGUGGAUCCCCAGGCACCACCAGCUCCACCCGGUGGUGUAAAACCCGUACAGGGAGGUGGUGUGAAGUUUGAUGACAACAACCCAUUCAGUGAAGGCUUUCAGGAGCGGGAGAGGCGGGAGAGGCUCAGGGAGCAGCAGGAGAGACAGCGGGUGCAGCUAAUGCAUGAAGUGGAACGUCAGAGAGCCCUGAAACACCGCAUGGAAAUGGAGCAACAAGGGAUGAUGGGGCCAGAGGGGAACAUGGCACCGCUCGCUCAGAUGCCGUUUUUCAACGCCGAGCUGCCACAAGACUUCAUGCAGCCCCAGAGGCCUCCUCUGCAGCAGCAACAGCAGCAACUUGCACCGAUGUUCCCCCAGCAGCAGGGCAUGCAGCCCGGCAUGGGCUCCCCGCCCGGGGCGUUCAUGCAAGGCGAAAGGAGGGCCAUGAUGGGCAAUGGGAUGAUGCACCGCGACAUGGGGCCCGGUUUGGGAUCUGAUAAUGUCGGCCUACAAGCGCCGAAUUUUGCCCAAUGUCAACAGAGACCUCGUCACUUCAGCGGGCCAGGACUGAUGCUUCCGAUGCCGGGUGAGGGUCCACCAUUUGGAGGCGACUCGGCUACGCCUCUACCGUCUAACUUUCCAGGCUCCGGUCAGUCUCUCAUCCAACUCUACUCCAACAUCAUUCCAGACGAGAAGGGCAAGAAGAAAAGGAACCGAAAAAAGAAGAAGGAUGACGACGCCGAUUCAGUGAAGACCCCUUCAACGCCUCACUCGGACCUUACAGCCCCGCUCACACCGUGUGUCUCAGACACCUCCUCUACUCCAACCAGGAACACCCAUCUGUUUGGUGAGCAGGACCUCUCAAGGUCCCCCUUACUGGGAUCCUCCACCCCCAGUCACUCAGAGCUGGAGAGGCAGCUUUCUGGAGGCCAAUCCGGACACCACGGCGUCUUGUCGGACGCAGCAAGAACCCAGGCUCAGGAACACGACAGGAUCCUUAACAACAUCAAGCUGGAGCAGAUGGAUGCCAGCGAGUGUCACGGGCCCCGGGAAGGCCCCAUCGGCUCGGAAAUGAGCUACGUGAAGCAGGAGGGUAAAAAGGGGAGUGUGUCCCCCUUCCCUGCGGGGCAAAGUCCCAACAAGGGGGAGGCGGGCAAUGAACUACUGAAACACCUUCUGAAGAACAAGAGCACACCUCCAUCUGGAUUGUCCCAGCAGAGGUCAGAGGAGACCAUGCGCCUGGAGGAGGAGGAGCUGGCAGACUGCAAAGCCCUGCUGAGGCAAAGCUCCAUGGACAGCAAUGGGGCGUACUCGGAUGGCACUCAAGACUUCGCUGGAACGGUGCUCCUUGAACAGGAGAAGAAGAAAGGGAGGAACAAGAGGGCACCGAAAGGAGGGGAGAAGACUACAUCUCGCUACAAGAAGAGGAAGAAGGAAGGGGAUGAGCGGCAACUAAUGCACUCUGGCCCCGACACUGUAAUGAGCCAAAUCAAACAGCAGCUCUCCCUGUUGCCCCUAAUGGAGCCGCUGAUUGGGGUCAACUUUGCCCACUUCGCUCCCUACGGCAGCGGCCAGCUUAAUGGAGAGAACCUCCUGUCGGGUACCUUCGGCAGCGCCUCACUCGACGGAGUGUCCGACUAUUACUCCCAGCUGGCCUACAAGCAGAGUAACCUUAGCAAUCCACCAACACCACCGGCGUCGCUUCCACCCACCCCACCACCGGUGAACCGACAGAAAAUGAUCAAUGGAUUUGCCACGACGGAAGAGCUGGCCAGCAAAGCUGCCGCCUUGGUGUCCAAAGGCCUGGUCCCGAAGCCACUACAUGUUCCGUUUAGGACUGAGGAAGACCUUCUAGCCCGGGCCAUUGCACAGGGUCCCAAGACUGUGGAUGUACCGGCCUCCCUGCCCACACCGCCUCACAACAACCAGGAGGAGCUCAGCAACAGAGGACAGGAGCCUUGCAAGGACAGGGACACACCAGACAGUUUCGUUCCAUCCUCAUCUCCUGAGAGCGUGGUCGGCAUGGAGAUCACUCGCUACCCUGACUUGUCUCUGGUGAAGGAAGAGCCACGGUCCCCAUGUCUGUCUCCGGUCCUCCCCAUGCUUCCUGCGCCUGACGGGAAAGGAUCUCAAAUCAAACUGCAGGAUAUCAAAACAGAGCCGUCGGCGAUGUUCUUCGGCUCCCCCUUUGGCUCCAUGUCUAAUGAUUCCAAACAAGGGCUGGUGUCUGUAGCUAUCACACUGAGACCAGCUGCAGCAGAGAAUAUCACAGGUGUGGUGGCAGCCAUUUCCGACCUACUGUGCGUGAAGAUCCCCAGUAGCUACGAGGUCAGCAGCACGCCAGACAGGGGGCACCCAUCAAUGCUCAGUGGGCCACGGGUGGGCCCCCACGGCAUGGAGCCUCGGCUCUUCCACGGACAAGUCGACAACGGAGGGCUUCACGGGCGGCCGGGACAGAUGAUGAGGCCCAGUGGAGCACAUGCAAUGAUGCAACAGCAGCAGGCACAUCAUUUCCGAUUCCAUCCCAACAGCCCAGGUGCAGCUCUGGCUCGAGGACCAGACCAGAGGCCCCCAGCCAGCCCGGGAUGCAAACCUCACUGGUGUUGCCAUUGUAAGGUGGUGGUUCUGGGAAAUGGAGUGCAGAAAUCCAUCAAAGAUCUCCCCGCCCACAUGAAGGAAUCUGGAGCCCGUUUGAAAUCUGAAGACCUGGUGUUCUGUAGUCACAGCUGCUUCCUUCUCUACUGUUCCUCGUCCCCCCUGCAAUCCAGAUCCACCACAGAAACUAAGGAAUCGGUGUCCCUUCUCCCCGACCCCGACCAAACCGAGAGCCUUUCCAAGAUCCUGCACCAGUACAGCAACAACAUGUCAUCGCUGGAUGUGCACUGCCUGGCCCAGCUUCAGCCUAAGCAGUCUCCCCCCUCCACUCCUCCCAUUCCCUUUCCCAUGGCAGACGAGACGGCCAAGAUGGACAUCAAGUCCGAUGCCAUCAAGGUCACGAUGAAGCUGAAGGCCCGGCCAAGGUCCCACGAUGGCUGGCACCAGGGAAAGAGACAGAAAGGACUUCGCUGGAGGAAGUGGACUGUCCAGGUGUUGGUACCAAGGGGGAACUCGCAACUCCCGGAUGAGGAUAAGAUCGACGAGCUCCUGAAGAAGCUCGGGGCCUCGCUGCGGCCCCCCGCGUCGCUCCGGGACCGCAGGCGAUGCUGCUUCUGCCACCAGUUUGGCGACGGGAUCACCGACGGCCCCGCCCGGCUCCUCAACCUCGACCUCGACGCGUGGGUUCACCUCAACUGCGCCCUGUGGUCGACGGAGGUCUACGAGACGCAGGCCGGCGCCCUGAUCAACGUGGAGCUCGCGCUGCGCCGCAGCCAGACGGUGCGCUGCGCCUACUGCCAGCAGACCGGAGCCACCAGCGGCUGCCACCGCCUGCGCUGCACCAACGUCUACCAUUUCACCUGCGCGCUGCACGCCCACUGCACCUUCUUCAAGGACAAGACCAUGCUGUGUCACGCCCACAGGCCGCGCGGGACCGCCGGGCAGGCGCUGGAGCACGAGCUGCGCUGCUUCGCCGUCUUCCGCCGCGUCUACGUCCAGAGGGACGAGGUGCGGCAGAUCGCCUCCGCCGUCCGGCAGCCAGAGCUGGGCUACACCUUUCGGGUCGGCAGCCUGGUGCUGCACGCCGUGGGACAACUGACCCCUCUGCAAAUGGCCGCCUUCCAUUCCUCGACGGCCAUCUUCCCAGUGGGCUACGAGGCUUGCCGCAUCUACUGGAGCAUGCGCCACGGCAACCGGCGCUGCCGCUACGUCUGCUCCGUCGAGGACAGAGAGGAGCUGCCGGAGUUUACCAUCAGAGUGAUCGAACAGGGCUACCAGGACCUGGUCCUGACCGACACCUCUGCUAAAGGAGUGUGGGAUAAGGUCCUCGGCCCCGUUGCGGAGAAAAGAAACGAGGCGGGCACUCUGAAGCUCUUCCCCGUUUACCUGAAAGGAGUGGACUUGUUUGGACUCACAGUCCCCGCAGUCGUCAAGAUCUCUGAAUCGCUCCCAGGAGUGGAGGCCUGCGUGCGGUACUCAUUCCGGUACGGACGCAACCCUCUUGUUGAGUUGCCUCUCAUAUUCAAUCCAGCCGGCUGUGCCCGCGCCCAACCAAGGACCAGCUCUCCCUCCACUUCUCUGGUCAUAAGGCCGCAUCCACAGGCUGUAUCCAGCAGCAGUGCCAGGUCCAACCAGAAUGUGGCCCAAGGAGAAGGUGGCGCCCCCCACAGCAAGCCCCCUGUAGUGCAUCCCAGGUCUUCUCAGUACCGCUGGAUGAAGAGCGAGUGGAGAGCCAAUGUCUACCUGGCACGCUCCCGCAUCCAGGGCUUGGGUCUGUUCGCCGCGAGGGACAUCGAGAAACAAACUAUGGUGAUCGAGUACAACGGAACCGUCCUCCGAAAUGAGGUCGCCAUCAGCAAGGAGAAGAGCUAUAAAUCUCAGAACCGAACGGUGUUCAUGUUCCGCAUCGACAGCGAACACGUGGUAGACGCCACUCGCACAGGAGGGCUGGCAAGAUACAUCAACCACUCUUGUGCCCCCAACUGUGUUGCUGAGGUGGUCACAUUUGAAAGGGGUUACAAAAUCAUCAUCAGCUGCAAUCGCAGAGUCGAAAAGGGAGAAGAGCUGUGUUUUGACUACCAGUUUGACACCGCGGAGGGUCAGCACAAGAUCGCCUGCCAGUGCGCAGCUCCCGAGUGCAGGAAGUGGAUUAACUGAGCAAAACGACAAACCUAAACGCAUUCCUCGCUGUGGUGUGUGGAUGCUGUGGUCUCUGCACCAAGAAAGAAAAGGAAAAAAGGCUUCACAUUAAGGUCAUUUUAUGAAUGAGUGCGAUGAACCCUUUUGGAGAGGUGGUUGAAUUUAAGUGUUGGUUUCAUCUUGAUCCCGGAAAGAAAACGGGGCGGAGGAAGGGAAAUGUAACACAGUAGCAGGACGUGACUCGUGCCAUAAGUGAGGGGCUCUGUUGUAUGAGAUGCCUCCAUCUGUCUGUAUGUAUCUGUGCGUUUUUUUCGGUGUACAUGGGGUGCGGAAUCCACCAGCGAAUGAGAAAGCACUGUGCAGGGUGCGGCCUUAUUGCUUACUAAGGGCAGGCCCUUUUGUUUCAUACCGUUAAUGUAUACCGUAUGACUAAAUGUAGACAUCACUGAAUGAGGAAUGUACAGCAACGAAUACCGCGAAGGGAAUAUUAACUUGCACUAAAAACAAAAAAGAAAAUAAACAACCACAAAAAAAACCACACACACAAAAACUUUUAAAAUACUUGAUUCCAUGAGUCAGUUUUAUCAUAGAUCUCUGUCAUGUGAUUUGUGUGGAAUUCGAAAGGUUUUGUAUUUAUUACUGAGUGAAUGAAUUUUAUCCUCAAAAUGAUGAGAUUGAGUUGAAGAAGGCUAGAUUGCUAUUGUUUUUGAAGAUUGAGGAAGACAUGCUGUUACUUUUUGUAUAAAUGUACAUAAAGAAAACUAUAGGAAUAACCGACCAAAUACUACCUUAACCUUCUCGAUGUUUGGGUGUUUUUUAAUUGUUUUUGUUUUGUUUGUCAUUGAAAUUUAUUUAAGAUGGACGUUAUUUCAGUUUGAGAGUAUAUAUUAUGAUUAUUCUGUACAGAAUUUGUAAUAUAACCACAAUAAUUCACAAAGUAUUUUUGUUGUAUUAAAAGUAAGGUAUUGUAGCGUAGUGUUUUGUGACUUACACAUGCUUUGACCACUCAAAAAAAGAAAUAUUUUUGUUGACUAACGUAACAAGUUAUCAGUUACAGAAUUUAAAAAAAGACUCUUCAAAUAGUAAGAGAUCAGUGUGAUCUGUUUGCUGUUAAUCAGGUUUGAUUUUAAAGAACUGUGAAUUAGGUUUUGAAACCCAAAAAUGACUUUUUAACUUUUUAACACAAAUAGGAACACCAACAUGUAUUUACCUGUUUUUGUUUCUACGUUGCUUUUAAAAAUACGGUGCAAACGUCUAAUGAUAUUGUGAGUUAGGCAAACCAGUGUGUGACGGGAGGAGUCGUAAUGGGGAACUCUUUGUGUGGAGCCGUAGGUUGUUUUAUCUUUUUUGGACAGAAAUGGCAUUCUCCUUAAUCAGAAAUAUUUCUUAUACUGACACUUCACAAGUCACAUGCUUAGAAACGGAAGAGUUUUUCGCGUGCACAAUUUCAAGUCGACUGUAAAAUUUUGGAGACAGUCUUAGAACUUGUAAUGUAUAUGGCAUGUAUUUUUUUAACUUUCCGAAGACUCAAUUGUAUAUAUUUUCUCAAUGAAUGGUUGUAACAAAAUUGUUUCUUGGAUAUUUUUCUUCUCUUGUAUGAUAUUACAUCAUCCUGCCAGUGUGUUUGUGCUACAUAUUCUUGGUUGUGUAGUCAGUUAUUUUUCUUUUGUUCCUUUUUUUUUUUUUUUUUUGAAAAUGCCUUUUAAAGUGUACAGAGUAUGAGGUUUGGAGUUUGUGGAAUUGAAUUUAGAAACAUUUACAAAAAUAAACUAUUUUACAUGUUA